Hemicordylus capensis (graceful crag lizard) is the source of this 924-nucleotide messenger RNA. RefSeq names its product avidin-like. The record is from RefSeq and is a predicted model, not a curated record. The transcript has 4 exons. Lineage: Eukaryota; Metazoa; Chordata; Lepidosauria; Squamata; Cordylidae. The coding region runs from base 132 to 620 and encodes 162 amino acids. Gene Ontology annotation, molecular function: biotin binding.
GGCGUCGUGUGUGCCUGGCGCCUUCUCCACGCGGCUGUCUUGGAGCUCCGGCUGCCGCCGCCGCCGCCGCCUCGCCCGGCCUUCCCGACGUAGUCGCUCGCCGUCCCGCCGGCAGCAGCAGCGGCAGCAGCAUGGUGCCCCGAGUGGCCGCCGCCGCGGCGCUGCUGUGCGCCUUCCUCGGCUCCUGCGCCCGGGGCUCCUUGGUCCUGCCCGCCGACGGGCCAGGCCGAACCUCGAACAAGACCGAAGGGCCGUGCACCCUCGCCGGGACGUGGGUGAACGAGCUGGGCUCCCAGAUGGUGCUCUCGGCCAGCAACGCAGCAGGCCACUUCUCCGGCUCCUACCUGACAGCGGUGUCGGCCUCUGAGAAGCCCAUCCGAGCGUCCAAGCUGAAGGGCAGCCAUCACCAGACCAACCGGCGGGCGCAGCCCACCUUUGGCUUCACCGUCCAGUGGGCCUUCUCGGACUCCACCACUGUCUUUGUGGGCCAAUGCUUCGUGGACGCCAGUGGGCAGGAGACCCUGGAAACCACCUGGCUUCUGCAGGAGGAGGUGGCAUCUCGGGCGGACGCCUGGAAAGCAACCCGGAUUGGCAAGAAUGUCUUCCACCGUGUCAAGUAAAGAAAGGCCGGCCAGGCAGCCAGGAGGGCUCCCUUCCUUCUUCUGGACCUGGGCCGGGCGGCUGCAAGAGAGACAUUCCCUUGACCAGCUAAGAGGAGACCAGCAGAAUCUCAGCGGGGCUCUGCUCAUCAGCCAGCCGCAAGGCCUCCCUCUCUCCUGGGACGAGAUGCAAAGCAGCAGCAGCAGCAGCAGCAGGCGGGGUGGGGGGAACUGGAAGAGGCCACACCGGCCACCCACAAGCCUGCUUUGGCCUCUGGGCCACACAAGCCCCAGCACAAUAAAAGUUGGCAAUACAGCAAGCAAA